This is a messenger RNA of Rubroshorea leprosula, 1098 nucleotides long. NCBI's taxonomy places the organism in Eukaryota, Viridiplantae, Streptophyta, Magnoliopsida, Malvales, Dipterocarpaceae. The record is from the annotation of a GenBank genome assembly.
CAUCAAUCCCUCCAGUUCCUCAUCCCCAUCCGUUCGAGAAUAUGAACUACUUCCUCCUUUUUGUUAUGAUACUCUCGGUUUUCUCUGAGACUCCGUUGUCAUCGAGCAACCCUGAUUUGUACGGACCCUGCAGUAAGGAGUUCAAGUGUGGGAAUGUUUCUGCAGGCUUUCCAUUCUGGGGAGGAGAAGAUCAAAGACCGCCUGAAUGUGGCCAUCCAGGACUUCAACUCCAGUGCGAGGAUAAUCAUGCUGCUAUUUUAGAAAUUCUCAGUGUUCGAUAUCGAGUUCUUGAUAUUAAAAAGGAAACCAAAAUACUGAAGAUUGCAAGGGAGGACUAUAAGGGUGGAAUUUGUCGCCAUAAUAUCCAGAACACCAACCUCGAUGCCACUCUCUUUGUCAGUGCUCCAGGUUAUGUAAAUAUUACAUUACUCUAUGACUGCCCGGUGGAUUUACCCGCACUUAAAAACUUCAGCUGCGGUUUCCAUGGAUUCAAUUCUAGCAAGAAUUUCAUUCAUCCAGAAGUAUUUCAUGGUCCUAUGUUUUGUUCUGCCAGUGCCUCUGUCCUGGUUCAUGUACCUUCGCCUACAGUAGAGGCCAUCGAACAAUCCUUAAAAGAUGGAUUUGAAAUAAAAUGGAAGGUAGACGAUGAGCGCUGUCCGAAGUGCCUUAAAUCCAAUGGAUCCUGUGGCAUUGACCCUGGGAAUAAAACGGUUUGCCACUGUCAGGAACCAGGUAGUUCAUUGGAAGGAUGUCCUGUUUUUCCCCUGCCUCCUGGCGCUUCCCAACCACCACAACCACCAUCGAACGCCAAUAAGCGAGGUCCUAAGAACACAAUCAACUUGGAGAAUGCUAUGAACACUUGUGAGAAGUAUUUAUAUUCUUUUGGUGUUAGGUGGCUGACGACAUAUUUUAGUCAGUAGUCAGAGACUGUAUUCAAGCAAAUUCUCAUACCUUGAUUAUAUUUUCCUAUUAAGAAGGCAUCUUAUUGCUAACUCUCAACUUCAAAUCGGUAGUUGACUACACUAGUCCCUUUCAGUCAUAUAGGUUUAUUCAGGUAGCAGUCUUGUUAAAUGCAACAGGAAGCUCAAUUGAUUUCAU